This is a messenger RNA of Megalopta genalis, 1328 nucleotides long. It is a transcript of the gene bug, whose product is annotated as thioredoxin domain-containing protein bug. Gene Ontology annotation, cellular component: cilium. The record is from RefSeq and is a predicted model, not a curated record. Gene Ontology annotation, biological process: cilium assembly. Lineage: Eukaryota; Metazoa; Arthropoda; Insecta; Hymenoptera; Halictidae.
CUAGAACAGUCGAUUGUCCUCCUGUUCCAUGUUUGAGAAUCAAAAUAAAAAUAAUGCAGAAAUUUCUUUGUUGCGAAUGUCACACGGUGAAUUGCGAGCUAACUAUGAUUGUUCGUUAAAUAUAGUGCGUACAUGUGAACAAGUAUAAAUUCAUCGUGAUUUGGAUGCAUCUGUUUCGCAAACAUAUAUAUGAGAGACGUGCGUGCAGUCUUUAGGUUAUGUACAUAAGAUGUUUUCCCCUAGAAGGAACUUUUGUUUAUUUAUCAUAGUUUUAGUUCAAACAUUAGUUGUCCUUGGACAAAUCGACAAGGAAGAGAUAACGCAGACAAUUCCUUUUAAAAGCCCGGAUAAGAAAUUGGAGUCUGAUAUAGAACCUACAGAGCCUAUAAAGUCGAAUCAAGAAACUAAAUCGGAUACAGAUCCUGUGAUAACUUCUCUGGACGCUACAGAAAUAAAAACUGAGGACUUAAACAAGACCAUUGAAGCAAAUGUAACAUUAAACAAUUCUACCUCUAAUGUGACUAAAGUGAAUUGUUUAACAGAUACAGUCUAUGGACCAGUAGAAAUUGCCAAUGCAACUAGUUUAAUGAAAUUAUUGAUCUUAGAACCUGGACCAACAAACAGAAGUAGGAAUGACAAAGAAAAUAGACCCUGGUAUCAGGUGCCAGGAACAUGUAUAAUAGUAUUAUUUUAUGCAAGAUGGUGUGUAUUUAGUAGCCAUGCUGCACCGCAUUUCAAUGCAUUGCCACGUUCCUUUCCACACAUCAAAGCAGUGGCAAUUGAUGCUAUAAAAUACCAAAUCUUCAAUGCUCAGUAUGGAAUUGUUGGUGUUCCCACCUUGAUGCUGAUUCACAAUGGGAAACCCGUUGCGAAGUUUGACGACAAUGUCUACACAUUAGAAUCUUUCUCAAGAUUUAUAACUUACCUAACUAAUCUACAACCGAAUGGUUCAUUGUACGUUACGUCAUUGGACUUUGCUGGACCAGUUUCCAGUACACCUUCGAACGAAACAGAUUACUGUUUAGUCCUCUCGUGGGUCUUCAUUGCCGCCUGCGCUCUCUAUUUCACAUUGCAAAGUAGAUGGUGGCAACAGUUUGUUGAAUUAGUUCAGAACACGUGGCGUGAAAGCAACGCGCAACACGAACAUGCUGACUAAAGUAUCAAAGAGAGACUACUUUUUGUCCCGUGUACAAAACAUUAUGUAAAAUGUGAACUUGCGGUAUUAAAAGUUUAUUAAAGUACGUGAUAAUAUUUGUGGUAAUUGUUAAUUAAGACAAUGUAAAUAUAUCAUAACAAAUACGAGGAAUAAACGUUGCUUUGAGAACAGA